Messenger RNA from Carassius auratus (goldfish), 1571 nucleotides. Its product is annotated as EH domain-binding protein 1-like. The annotation marks the transcript as partial. NCBI's taxonomy places the organism in Eukaryota, Metazoa, Chordata, Actinopteri, Cypriniformes, Cyprinidae. Gene Ontology annotation, molecular function: protein binding. The transcript is spliced from 7 exons. The record is from RefSeq and is a predicted model, not a curated record.
CACAUAUUAAUCUCUCUUUUUCAAACUACAUCCUUCCCUCUCAUUCUCCUUCUCUACAGCCCAGUCCAAUUCCUAGUCCUGUUCUUGGUGGGAGGCCGAAUGCAAGUCAGUCCCUGUUGGCCUGGUGCCGUGAGGUAACGAAAAACUAUAGAGGCGUCAAAAUCACCAACUUCACCACUUCCUGGAGGAACGGACUGGCAUUCUGUGCCCUGUUACACCACUUCAGACCAGACUUAAUUGACUACAAGGCUCUCAAUCCUCAAGAUAUUAAAGAAAACAACAAAAAGGCAUAUGAUGGCUUUGCCAGUCUGGGAAUCUCUAGGCUUCUGGAGCCAUCUGACAUGGUUCUGCUGGCAAUCCCGGAUAAACUGACGGUGAUGACGUACCUGUAUCAGAUCCGGGCACAUUUCAGCGGUGAAGAACUCAAUGUUGUGCAGAUCGAAGCCAACAGCAGUCGUAGCACAUACAAAGUUGGAGACUUCGAAACAGACACAAACAGUUCUAUCGACCAAGACAAGUUCUACGCUGAACUUAACGACAUUCACCCUGAGCCCACUAAUCAGGGUGCUGCCGAAACCAAUGGUGGCCAUGCUGUUAAAGAAGAGCAGGAAGUGAAGUCAGUCAUUACAGGCGGAGGAUCUGGUUCCCUAUCCACCUCCCCAGGGGAAGUUCUAAAAGAUGUAGCUCCUUCUUUACGGGCGUCUACGACAGACCAUGACUUUUCAGCAGCUCCAACCGUCACUGAUCCUCACCUACGACCCGCCCAAAGCAACAGAACCAUCCUGGAGACCACCACCAGCCAACCUCCCACUGCAGAACAGAAAAAACUCCUCAAAGCUGAUACACUGGACAUGGGGGACCUGUCUCACAGGCUGGAGAGAAAAGAGGAGAGCGGGCAGUCGGGUGGGUUGACCGCUGCUGACACCAGAGACUCCAGGGAGCAGCACGAGACCCCACACCCUGGCGAAAGACUAACUGAAUCUGGCUCACCCAGGUGGCAGACCGGGUCUUCUUUAACAAACACGCACAAACUGGGCUUCACAUAUAACAGAGACACUGAUCUUAUCAAGAAGAAGAGAGCAAGUUUGCGCCACUCUGAAUCUGACAGCACCUCAGACAGCAGUGCCCAGACCAACCACACACACACACCCGCUAAACUCACACAGGAAGUUGUACCUACCGCAGUGUCUAACACCAGUGAAGAGAAGAAGGUUCUGUCUCGUCAAGAGGAGCUGAAGGAGAGGGCCAGGCUGCUAUUGGAACAGGCCCGUAGAGAUGCUGCCAUGAAGACUGGACACAAAAGCACCACUAAUGCACAGUCACCCACACACACUCCACAGAUUAUUGAUGAGCGUGAUGAAGAGCGGCGCAGGCAGCUGCGAGAGAGAGCCAGGCAGCUGAUAGCAGAGGCUCGAUCUGGAGUAAAGAUGGCUGAACUGCCUCUCUAUACUGACUCCACCUCUAUUGCCUGUAGUGCAGCUGGCAACAACUUAAAAGGAAGGUCAAAGACAGCUGGAGACAUGAUGGAUGGGAUAAGUGUGGAGGGUGAGGAUGAGGAGAGCAGGAGUGAU